This is a messenger RNA of Aspergillus fischeri NRRL 181, 921 nucleotides long. It is a transcript of the gene aspf2, whose product is annotated as major allergen Asp F2. The coding region runs from base 1 to 921 and encodes 306 amino acids. The transcript is spliced from 3 exons. Gene Ontology annotation, molecular function: zinc ion binding; integrin binding; metallopeptidase activity. NCBI's taxonomy places the organism in Eukaryota, Fungi, Ascomycota, Eurotiomycetes, Eurotiales, Aspergillaceae. The record is from RefSeq and is a predicted model, not a curated record. Gene Ontology annotation, cellular component: extracellular region; fungal-type cell wall; cell surface.
AUGGCUGCUCUCCUCCGCCUUGCCGUUCUCCUCCCCUUCGUUGCCCCCCUCGUGGCCGCCCUCCCUACCUCUCCCGCCCCCGUCGCGGCGCGAGCAAACCCCCACGAACCCAUCUUCUUCUCCUGGGACGCUGGCGCGGUUACCUCCUACCCCAUCCACUCCAGCUGCAAUGCCACCCAGCGCCGGCAGAUCGAGGCCGGCCUGAACGAGGCGAUCGAGCUCUCCCGGCACGCAAAGGCCCACAUCCUCCGCUGGGGCAACGAGAGCGAGAUCUACCGGAAGUACUUUGGCAACCGGCCCACCAUGGAGGCCAUCGGCGCCUACGAUGUUAUCGUGAACGGGGACAAGGCCAACGUUCUCUUCCGGUGUGAUAAUCCAGACGGCAACUGUGCUUUGGAAGGCUGGGGCGGCCACUGGCGCGGCGAGAACGCCACCUCCGAAACCGUCAUCUGCGACCGUAGCUACGCCACCCGCCGCUGGCUCCUCUCCAUGUGCUCCCAGGGCUACACCGUCGCCGGCUCCGAGACCAACACCUUCUGGGCUUCGGACCUGAUGCACCGUCUGUACCAUGUGCCUGCCGUCGGACAGGGCCGGGUCGACCACUACGCCGACGGCUACGACGAGGUGAUUGCCCUGGCCAAGAGCAACGGGACCGAGUCCACGCAUGACUCGGAGGCGUUGCAGUAUUUUGCGCUUGAGGCCUAUGCGUUUGAUAUUGCGGUUCCUGGUGUCGGAUGUGCUGGUGAAAGCCACGGCCAUGACCAUGGACAUGACACCGGGUCUGCUUCUGCGUCUGCGUCUGCGUCUAGCUCUAGCUCUAGCUCUGGCGCCACGACUACCCCGACGGAUACUCCCAGUGCCACUGUUGAUGUGCCGCCGAACUGCCAUACCCAUGAAGGUGGACAGCUUCAUUGCACUUAG